UAUAACCUCGUCGAUCUCUCCACCUAUCCCCACCACCACUCCACGCAAACCCAAUCACAUCGCCGCCAUCGUCGAGCUUGUUCUAACCUUCUAAGCUAUUAGCAAUGGCGUCUUCGUCGUCAUCGUCGCCGUCGAGGCCGUUGCUCAGGCGGGUGCUCUCGUUCAGGGAGCCGCUGCUGCUGAUCCCUUACAUCGUCGGAUUCCUCGCCGCCGCCUCGUCGGGAUUCUUCUACAGCUACUCCUCCUUCCUCCACUCGUUCGCCCGGUCGCUCGUCCCGGCGGCCGCGGCCGGCGCCGUGGUCAAGUGCGCGUACUUGUCGGCGGCGGCGGAUUCCGACGAGCCAUGCUCCUCCUGCGGCGGCGAGGAUGAAGACGUCGUUGCCGCCGUCGAGGAGGAGGAGGCUCACCUGAGCAAGGUGGAGGUGGAGGAGAUCAUGGAGCGGAUAGGGCUGGGCGUGGGCGGCCAUGGCGAGGGGCUGAAGGCGAGGAUGGGGCGCGACGAGGUGUCGAGGCUGUUCGACGCCGACGAGCCCAGCUUCGCCGAGGUGCGCCGCGCCUUCGCCGUGUUCGACGGCAACGCCGACGGGUUCAUCGACGCCGACGACCUGCGGGCCGCGCUCGCCAGGCUGGGGUUCCGGGAGGACGCCGCCGCGUGCCGCGCCAUGAUCGCGGCGAGCUGCGGCAGCGUCGACGCCAGGAUGAACUUGUUCCAGUUCGUCAAGUUCCUCGAGACCGGCCUCUGCUAAUCAAGGCUGAUUAAUUAAUUUUUUUUCAAUUUUUUUUUCCGUUUUGGGUUCGUUGCACGGUGCACGGCUCAGCUCGUGGCAGAAGAUGAGAGAGCUAGUGGUGUGUGUUGCAAAUUUUCCUCUUUUUUUUUCUUUUUCCUUCUGCGAGGCAUGAGUUGGUGCUUUGUGCAACAAUUAACGGACUAAUCUGUCAAUUAAUUGAUCAUACAAACUUCUCUAAUCUCAACUGUACUGUUAAUUGCAAAUUGUACAUGGAUGCAUGGAGAAUUGGAGAUAGAUGUUUCUAGCUUCUA
This is a messenger RNA of Oryza sativa Japonica Group (Japanese rice), 1039 nucleotides long. Its product is annotated as probable calcium-binding protein CML46. Gene Ontology annotation, molecular function: calcium ion binding. NCBI's taxonomy places the organism in Eukaryota, Viridiplantae, Streptophyta, Magnoliopsida, Poales, Poaceae. The record is from RefSeq and is a predicted model, not a curated record.